UUUUUUUUUUUUUUUGAAUCGAGGUUGAAGCAAAAUUAAUUACAAAACCAGAGCAUUUGAUUUAAAAAAAAAAAAAAACCACAGCAAACAACCUUAAAAGCCAAGCAGCUGCCAUAACGUUGGCAGGAUGAACGGGACGGAAGGUAUCAAUUUUUACGUGCCUAUGUCCAACAAGACAGGGGUGGUGCGAAGCCCCUUCGAGUACCCCCAGUACUACCUAGCCGAGCCCUGGAAAUACCGCAUCGUGUGUUGCUACAUCUUCUUCCUCAUCUCCACCGGUUUGCCCAUCAACCUCCUCACCCUCCUGGUCACCUUCAAACACAAGAAGCUCCGGCAGCCGCUCAACUACAUCUUAGUCAACUUGGCGGUGGCUGACCUCUUCAUGGCCUGCUUUGGCUUCACCGUCACCUUCUACACUGCCUGGAACGGCUACUUUGUCUUUGGACCCAUCGGCUGUGCCGUGGAAGGCUUCUUCGCCACGCUGGGAGGCCAGGUCGCCCUGUGGUCCCUGGUCGUCUUGGCCAUCGAGCGCUACAUCGUCGUCUGCAAACCCAUGGGAAACUUCCGCUUCUCCGCAAGUCACGCCAUGAUGGGCAUCGCUUUUACCUGGAUAAUGGCCUUUUCCUGUGCUGCUCCACCCCUCUUCGGCUGGUCCAGAUACAUGCCGGAGGGGAUGCAGUGUUCCUGCGGCCCUGACUACUACACCCACAACCCCGACUACCACAACGAGUCCUACGUCCUCUACAUGUUCGUCAUCCACUUCAUCAUCCCAGUCAUAGUCAUUUUCUUCUCCUAUGGGCGCCUCAUCUGCAAAGUCCGAGAGGCAGCUGCCCAGCAGCAGGAGUCAGCCACAACCCAGAAGGCUGAGAAGGAGGUGACGCGGAUGGUGAUCCUCAUGGUGCUGGGGUUCAUGCUGGCCUGGACGCCCUACGCCGUGGUGGCGUUCUGGAUCUUCACCAACAAGGGAGCAGACUUCACUGCCACACUCAUGUCAGUGCCUGCCUUCUUCUCCAAGAGCUCCUCCCUUUACAACCCGAUCAUCUACGUCCUCAUGAACAAGCAGUUCCGCAAUUGCAUGAUCACCACAAUCUGCUGCGGCAAGAACCCCUUUGGGGAUGAAGAAGUCUCCUCCACCGUAUCCCAGAGCAAGACCGAGGUCUCCUCCGUCUCCUCCAGCCAAGUAUCACCUGCAUAGACCAUGGACAGUUUGAACUGGGGCGACCUGCCGAGCUUGGGGACCAAGACAGACACCCACGCACCCGCCGUCUCAUUUCACACAGUUGCUCCCUUGUCCCCCGACCCCCUCCCCUGC
Molecule: messenger RNA, 1312 nt
Organism: Tauraco erythrolophus (red-crested turaco)
Lineage: Eukaryota; Metazoa; Chordata; Aves; Musophagiformes; Musophagidae
Product: green-sensitive opsin
Biological process (GO): phototransduction; G protein-coupled receptor signaling pathway; visual perception
Cellular component (GO): membrane
Molecular function (GO): G protein-coupled receptor activity
Source: RefSeq, a predicted model, not a curated record